AUGCGCCAGCAGCGAGGGACUGUGGAGAACUGCCAGGGAGGGGUUGGCGGUUCUGCCACUGCUGUUGGGGUCGCGAUGGACGAACAGCAGCCGGCGGCCAAGCGAAGAGGCAGAGUUCGAGCAGAGAAACAAAGUAGGGAGGGUGGGCGUUCCGUAGUGCACAUUGUUCCAGAGAGCUAUGUUGUAGAGAAAGGAUCACGAGUGGAGGUUCGAUGGAUUCAGUGCCGCGGCAGCGGGCAGCAGAAGAAGAUGGGUUACAACCAGAAUCGCCUAGUAGUAAACAGCUGCGAAACAGCUGUGGAUGCCUGGUUGGUUUUUCCGGGCGCACUGCGGACCAACACCGUUACAGAUGACCGAAAUUUGAGGGCGAACGCGGAGUUUGGGAUUGGGAACUUAGUUGAGAUCCACCAAAAUUGUUAG
This is a messenger RNA of Strongylus vulgaris, 420 nucleotides long. The record is from the annotation of a GenBank genome assembly. Lineage: Eukaryota; Metazoa; Nematoda; Chromadorea; Rhabditida; Strongylidae.